AUGAGCCAAUUCGUGCAAGGGGCUGCGGAAGAUGCUAAUAGGCCAGGAUUCAUGUUUAUUGAUCGACGAGUAUUGCACCUCAACUUUUCCCGGUGUGUGAGACAGGGCGGAGCAACUUCACAAAAUUGCUGGCCUCGUCUGAAGAAUCCCAAGCACAAGUACCACGUCGCAAUGGCAGCAGCAGCAUUUAAUUCCGUCGCAGUUGCAACCACUUCAGCCGCUGUGUCUGUCGCAGCAGCAGCCACUAUCGUUUCUGUUGCAACCGCAACUGCCGCCACCGCCGCAUCUAUUGUUAACAAUGCACAGCAGCGUCGCAACCAGUGGAUAACUACUCGCCCACAAUCUGCCGAUAUCAUCCGGUGGAUAGGGGAGGGAACGGGUUGGUUUAAGCGAAACAUUCUCUGCAAGGUGAAGCAACAGUUGCGGGAUGAGCUGGCUGAGCGGAAUUGGGAGCAGUACAUCAAUACCCAGCCCGCCGAUAAUCUCAAGCACAUUGUCAGGCUGAGCGGCUGGUUGCGAGGCAAAAUUGAGCACAAAAUCAGACAGAGGAUGCGCGAUGAGUUGGCCGCGCAGCAGCAGCAGCAGCAGCAAAAUGGUCCAGCAGCAGCAGCAGGUAGCCGCAACAGAUGUUAA
Molecule: messenger RNA, 633 nt
Organism: Kickxella alabastrina
Lineage: Eukaryota; Fungi; Kickxellomycota; Kickxellomycetes; Kickxellales; Kickxellaceae
Exons: 1
Coding region: 1-633 (210 amino acids)
Source: RefSeq, a predicted model, not a curated record